Molecule: messenger RNA, 1505 nt
Organism: Anneissia japonica
Lineage: Eukaryota; Metazoa; Echinodermata; Crinoidea; Comatulida; Comatulidae
Product: ribonuclease H1-like
Exons: 7
Coding region: 127-849 (240 amino acids)
Biological process (GO): DNA replication, removal of RNA primer
Molecular function (GO): nucleic acid binding; RNA-DNA hybrid ribonuclease activity; magnesium ion binding
Source: RefSeq, a predicted model, not a curated record
AUCCGGCUGCUGUUGUGUAUCUCUAUGGGAAUCUCCGAAUGAAAAGAAUGAGUGCUAUUUAUGUUAAUUAACAUCGUAAAUUAACAGAAAAUGAUGGCAAUUAUUUAAAAUGCAGAUGGAUUUUAAAUGUUACUAAUCCGAAAUUUGCAUUUUUUGUUGCAGUACUCAUUUAGAAGCAAAGACAUGUCGUACUAUGCAGUGCGUAAGGGACGGAAUGUUGGGAUUUUCAAAACAUGGGAUGAAUGCAAGGCUCAAGUUGACAGAUUCAAAGGAGCUCAAUUUAAGAAGUUUUCAACUGAAGAAGAUGCUACAAAUUUUAUAGGGGCUACAGCCAGUAAGAAGCGACCAACAUACAGUAACACAGAAUGCGAUGCUCCAUAUAAAAAGAUUCGAGUAAAAAAUGAACCAAGAGUAGUCUACACUGAUGGAUGCUGCACAUCCAAUGGAAGGAGUGGCGCACAGGCUGGAAUUGGGGUUUACUGGGGGCCAGAUCAUCCCUGGAAUGUUAGUGAGAAAUUGCAUGGACAUCAGACCAAUCAAAGAGCACAAUUGAAGGCUGCAGUUCGAGCAAUUGAGGUUGCUAAGGAAAAUGAUUUAAAUGAUAUUGAACUCAAAACUGACAGCAUGUACACCAUCAAAUGUGUUACAGAUUGGAUAGAUAAAUGGAAAGAAAAUGGAUGGAAAACAAGUAAAAAGGGCAAUGUUGUAAACAGAGAUUUAAUUGAGGCCUUGGAUGAAGCAAGGCAGGACAUUAAUGUUACAUGGACACAUGUUCCUGGCCAUAAGGGCAUUCAAGGAAAUGAAGAAGCCGACAGACUUGCAAAUUUAGGAGCUGCUUUGCAAGAAUGAAAGGAAUUUUUUUUUCUUUGACCAAUGUUUUUUUUUUUUAAUUUGUUCAAGUAAGGUAUACUGUAGAAGAUGCAGAUAAUGUAAAUGAUCAGAUUAACCAAGGUAAUUCAACAGAAGGACGCACAUCUUAACAACCACAACACAACGCUUGUUGACGGUAUUCAUUGUGUAUGUACAGUACAGUAUAGGCCUACCAAUUAAUUACCAAUCAACAAGCGCUGUUGACGGUAUUUAGUGUUUUGUGUAGGCCUAUAGUAAUACGUAAUUAACAUCAACAUGCGUUGUUGACGGUUAGUAUGGGUGUACAGUAAUACUAAUUAAAGUUAACAAUCGUCAUACAAUUAGCGUAAACAACCGUCAACAUAUCUGAUAAAAGGGCCUACAUAGGAAAAUAGAUUAAUAAUAAUAUUUAUAAUGAAGAUAAUAAAACUAUUAAUGGUAAAAAUCAUAUUAAUAAUAAUAAUAGUAGUAAUAAUUGUAAUAACAAUAAUAGUAGUAGUAGUAGUAAUAAUAAUAAUAAUUGAAAAAAAUCAUCGGUUUUCAAUUAUGUAUCUUUUAGGUUUUAUCUAAAAGGAAUUUCAUAUCUAAUAAUAAUAAUAAUAAUAAUAAGAUACUCUUCUAGCAUGCUUCUUACACCAAUAAAGUCUAAAACAAAA